CCUGGGGCUCAUCUUCGGCCGCAGUGGGGGCGGCAAGACAACCCUCCUGCAGCUCCUAUCAGGUCUCACCACAGCCACCCAAGGCACCAUAGCCAUGCCCGCUACCGCAUCUCCGCCCUCCCUCUCCGCCUCCUCCCCGCCCGCCUCCUUCUCACCCAAUCCGCCCGCCCUCACGCCUCUCUCCCGUGCGGAGCUCUCUGAGAGGGUCGGCAUCGUCUUUCAGUUCCCAGAGCGCUACUUCCUCACAGACAGUGUGCUGGCGGAGCUCACAUUCGGCUGGCCCUCACGAGUGGAGGACAUUCCUCUCAGACAGGCCCUUGCUGCCCGUGUACAGGCUGCGCUUAUAGCGGUGGGGCUAAUGGGAGUGGCUCUCGACACCAAUCCGCGUGCGCUCAGCGGGGGCAACCAGCGCCGCCUCGCCCUCGCCAUUCAGCUCGUUCGGAUGCCGGAGCUGCUGUUGCUGGACGAACCUCUUGCUGGGCUUGACUGGAGAGCAAGGGCGGACGUGGUGAGGCUGCUGGAGGCACUGAAGAGGGAGCGCUCCAUCCUUGUUGUCAGCCACGACCUCAGGAAGCUGGCCCCCUUAGUGGAUCGGUCGUGGCGGAUGCAAAUGGGGGGGAGGCUGAGGGAGGAGCCGCUACCAGCAGCCGUGUCAGAUGAUGAAGGGGACUCGAAGCGCGGUCCAAGGGCGGGCCACGAAGAGGCCGUGGAGACGGCGGGCAUUGCGGCGGGCAUUGCCGCGGGUGCCGCGGAAAGAAACUCGGAGGGGGGCGAGAGGGCGGAGAGGGGUGCGGAGGCGGAGCAGGCGGAGGCGGGAGGGGGCGGCGCGGUGGACGAGCUGAGGGCGCGCGUGGGCCGUCGGAUGGCGAAGAAGAUCAAGAAGGUGGUGGCGGCGGGCAAGGGCGACGCGAAGCACUACUACGACGUGUACGGCGCGCAGGUGGGGGCGGGGAGGGAGGGGAAGAGGGCGGGAGAGGGGGGGGAAUCGGGCAACAACAGUGCUCACGGGCAUGGGCGCCGCGAAGCACUACUACGACGUGCGCGUGCGGAGCUGGAGCUGCGCCCGCCUGUGGGCAAGGGCGCAGAGCAGCGCGCCAAGCCGCUCAGUUUCACUGAUGUGCAGGAUUUGAUUCUUUGGGUGUUCACAGGGGAGGUCAACCCGCAGUGGGCAUUCAUCAAGAACAAGCCGCUGGUAUCAAGGGUGGUGGUGCUGCUGGUGCCGGGAAUUGACGCCCAUACCUUCCACUCCCGCCCGGACCUCUUCCCGAACCUGCACCGCUGCUUUGGCGGCAAAUCACUGCCGUUGAAGGCCGUGAGCCCAUCAGCAACGGUAUCAGACACAAUGAAGGCCAUGUUUGCCCGACCCGUUGCUCUCAAGAAAAGCACCAGCUCGUCGUCUGCCAAACCAGCUGCUGCCACGUCAGCACAUGCGGGCGGCAAGGCAGAAGCAGGUGUGGCAAACGGUCACUACCUGCUGACGUGGCGCCAGCUGAAAGAAAACAAUUUUCCGCUGCCCGUGGCGGCGGGCAACAAGGGGCGAGACGGGCAGGAUGGGAAAGAGGCUGCCCGGAAAGCAGGCGGCAGCAUCUCACUUGCUGAUGGCUCGGCUGUUCCCCCUCCAGGGUAUGUGAUGACUCAACCAUGGGACGAGGGGAAGAGGAGGGGGGAGCAAGCAAAAGGGGGAGGCAAGGAGCAGCAGAGGGGGUACCAUCGUUUGGUGGCUGUUGACUGUGAAAUGUGCAACACCCACAGGGGUCUGGAACUUACCCGCCUCACGCUGCUGGAUGCCCACGGCAAGGUACGCCAAGGUGCUGCUAGCAUACGCUCACCAGCCCAUCAACCAAUGCGCCCCCUUCUUCAUGCUGUGCCCUCUCUGCCCGUCCCUUGCCCUCUCUGCCCGUCCCUUGCCCUCUCUGCCCGUCCCUUGCCCUCUCUGCCCGUCCCUUGCCCUCUCUGCACGUCCCUUGCCCUCUCUGCCCGUCCCUUGCCAUCUCUGCCCUCCCUCCAAACACACCAGGUUUUCUGGCAUAACGCCACAGAUGCUGGCAGGAGUGACAACCACACUGCAACAGGCACAGUCGCCGUCUUCAAUGCACUGCUCACAAUACCCCCUCUCUUCUCCGCAUCGACCCCCUUCUGGUCCCUCCCCCUUCCCACUUCCAUCCUCCCCUCUCCACCCUUUCCCACUCCCCCACUCCCCACUCUCCCUGUCCCCACUCCCCCUGUCCCCACUCCCCCUGUCCCCACUCCCCCUGUCCCCACUCCCCCCGUUGCCACUCCACCCUUUCCCACUCCCCCUUUCCUGCUCUCCCAUCCCCCAUCAGGAGCAUUUUCUCGCCAUAGUCAGCGCAGAGACCAUCCUGGUCGGCCAUUCUGCAAAGAGCAUUUUCUCGCCAUAGUGAGUGCAGAGACCAUCCUGGUCGGCCAUUCCACCGAGAGCGAUCUGCACGCGAUCCGGGCCGUCCAUCUGCGCGUGAUCGACACAUCGCUGCUCUUCCCCCACCCCCGCGGGCCGCCCUUCAAGUGCGCUCUGCGUUUCCUAGCAGCGGAUUACCUUGGGAGGACCAUUCAGGCUGGGUGGUGGGCGGGGAGGGGCGGGGCGGAGGGGCGAGCAGGGAGGGGACGGAGAGGGGGGAUGAGAGGGGGAUGGUCGUUUCACAGAGGGAGGGGUGGUGCUGCUAGUGGUGGUGCUGACGGUACCGCUUCUGCUGCUGCUGCUGCUGCUGCUGCUGCUGCAGCAGCAGCGGCGGCAGCGGCGGUGGCAGGUGGUGUUGGUGAUGGUGCUGCGGGUGGUUACCGCGGGAGUAACACGUGGUGCCGCCCGCACUUCGGCCUGCCUCGGAGAGCCUCAAAGCUGCACCACAUGGAGAACAUUCUCACGCGCCUCUCCUCUUCCGGGCGGCACUGCACCGUCGUGCUGCAGUCGCAAGCUGCCAGGCCGGACCUCUUUCUGGGCGGCAACUCGAAUUGCACGUCAGAAGUUCUGUGCCUCAAGCACGGGGACCUGGGGAAGGUUGUGAGCAGAGAGGCGUGCAAGCCAUCGCUCAACCUCCUAGUCGCCACCUUCCCGUCCCUCAUGGCCUCCCUCUCCGCCCGCUGCUCCUCCAUCGCCUCCAUGCCUCGACUCGCCGCUGCCCUUGCUUCCGAACCUGCCUCCGAACCUGCUUCCACACGUACCACCAGCCCUGCGUCCAAACCUACACCUGAGCUUGCUCCCAAACCUGCAUCAUCACCAUCCGUUCUCGAGACCACAAUGACACAGGCACAGGCACAGGCACAGGCACAGGCACAGGCACAGGCACAGGCACAGCAGCAGCAGCAGCAGCAGCAGCAGCAGCAGCAGCAGCAGCAGCAGCAAUCGGCACCUGCUCAUCCAGCCGACUGUGCAGUGGAGGAAUCUUCCAGGAAGGUGGACGCACAGGUGGGGCAGGUGCACGAGUCUCUGCCGCCCAACACGCUGCUGCUCGUCCUGACGGGGUGCGGCGACACGCCAGCUGUCAGGCGCAUGAUGGAUGGAGUGGCGGUGGAAGCGGCAGCAGUGGAGGAGCACGGGCAUGGAGCCCUGGGAUGA
Molecule: messenger RNA, 3571 nt
Organism: Closterium sp. Naga37s-1
Lineage: Eukaryota; Viridiplantae; Streptophyta; Zygnematophyceae; Desmidiales; Closteriaceae
Source: the annotation of a GenBank genome assembly